Molecule: messenger RNA, 3661 nt
Organism: Magallana angulata
Lineage: Eukaryota; Metazoa; Mollusca; Bivalvia; Ostreida; Ostreidae
Exons: 18
Coding region: 155-2821 (888 amino acids)
Source: RefSeq, a predicted model, not a curated record
GAUCUUGUUUUAUUUCAAUUUAAUAUUUGAAAAGACGCAGGUGAAAAGCAGGUAGAGUGAAUGCUAGUUUCUAUUUAUUUAUUCUUUUGUAUUUGACCAACAUUAUGAAUAUACUAGUAGUUUUACUGUGAUUCUGACCAAAAAAACAAUCAUCAUGCCAACAUCGUUGGUGCCUAAAUUAUCCCUUACCCCGGUAAAGUUUAACCGUUUGGAAUCUCUUACCGAGGAUGCGGUGAGCAGUCAAAGACUGCCAGAAACGGAGAGAUAUGACGAAGAGAGUCCCAAAGGAAAAAAGAAAUUAAAGAAACGCUUAAGUCGCCGAGAUUCCAUGAUGAACGUUUUAAGAGAUGAGCUGAAGAAUAUGGAAUCGCUUCCGGCGCUAAAAACGCACCGUGCGCCAAGCGUGAUGGACGAGUGGAUAAACGGCGAGGAUGGCGCACACGAGGACUUACUCCCAAUAAGUACGCGAAGUCGUAACAGAAGAUACAGUGUGGGAGACGGUGACUACAGUCGUGGACAUCUUCCUGUGUCGAGACGAAGCAUAUCCGGUGGGUCCGAUGACGUCAUUGUUUCCGGUUACGAACUGAAGAAAAUUCGGAUGCUGCAGUCUCUUGAAAGCAUGGGAGUGGCAAUACCCAGAAAAAGAGUUCAACGGAACUCGACUUCUGACGAGAGAGAAAUUUUACAGAGUAUGGAGUUUGCCAAACGUCAAAGUUUAUCAACAAGGCUCUUACAGACGGUCAACAAAAAGCCCAGGAUCAGACACCGCUCUCGUUCUCACUCUCGUUCUGAAGAGGUGAUAAUGCAGUCUCCAGUGAGAGAGCAGUCGCAGACGAAAGAUGCUGAAGAUGACGAAAGCAGGGAUCAAGUGAAUACGAUGCUUAAAGCGAUAACGAAGAAAGUGAUUGAUCCGAACAACCAGGUGGUGUUUGGGAACGCCGGUGUAAAAAACGUCUCAUAUGAUCUCGGAAAUGACGUCAUUGGAUCGUUUAGACGGAAGAUACGGAGGAGAAAGGUUCGUCCAUUCCAAAAAUGGAAGCGUCUCUCAAAAUUCAUAGUGGUAUUGAUUCGGGCAUGGAAGAUCCACUCUCAAUCCGUUAACUCGAUAUUGGGGAUGUUUGAGUCGCUGGAUGCAUUGACCAAUUCCUAUGAGACUAAAGACCUUAUGUUUAACGUUACCGACUACAAGGCCGGAAAAGAGGGCCUUAUAUCUCAAGAAUUACGUAGAAUUUUGGAGAAGAGGCCGUCAGCAAGAUCAUCUGAGGAAGUGCAUUAUGUUCAAAUCGCUCUCAGAAACUACAAAUCCAUCGCGGAAUACCCCGUGGACAUGCAGAAGAAAAUAGCUUCAAGGGGUUGGUAUGAGUCAUAUGACGCAAAACGAGUAAUCGUAAGAGAAGGGCACUUGCCCAUGUGCUUCUACUUUUUACUGACCGGCUCAGCUGUCGUGUCUUUCCUGGACUCGAACACCAACACCAACAAGACCGUCAUCUUCCUCAAUCGAGGAGACAGCUUCGGCGAGCAGGCGAUCAUGACGCGGACCCUGCGGCAGACGACAGUCAUUUCCCGCGAAAAAAUCGAACUUCUAGUCAUGUCAGAUGAGGAUUUUAUUGACAUUUUUAUGUCUGGUGGACUGCGUGAUGUGAACGACCCAUUCAUAAAAUCUCUGAAGUUUCUUCAAGAGUGGCCUGUUGAAAAAUUAGCUGAUAACCCUAAAAAAGCAAUUUUCAGCUUUUUCAAAAGAGGGAAGGUUUUAAUCAAAGACACGUCGAAAAGUGACUGGAUAUUCGUUGUUAAAUCGGGAAGUUGCAGUUUGCUAAAACGGCUUCGACUUAUUGAUCCAACGAAGAAAAAACCAAAAAGCAGGAAGAAAGAGUGGCGUGAUAAAAUUGAAGAAUGUUUGAAAAUUGGCGCCUCGUUGUCUCAUCAAGACCAAGUGACACUACUGUACGAAGAGGAAGUGAAGAAACUGGAACAGCAGAACGUCACCCUUAGAUACUACGCUCUUCCUGAUAUCAACAUUGCCACAAAUGAAGCUUACAACGAUCUACGUCAAAUGCAUGAUGAGAUGAUAGAAAACAAUUACAUCAAGAGAACCAUUGCGGAUUUAAAGCAGCGCGCCGCAAACGAAGGUUCCAUUAUCACAGAGACUGAAUUCGAACUGGACGAGGAGGAGAGAAUUAACCAGGAAGCCAGGAACUACCGGCGCAUGUCCCUGGUGGACCUCACCAAUCUCGUCUCCAAGGGACCAUAUAUGUCAAAACCAAAGAAAGGAACGGACAAUUCAAAAUCAGCAACCACGGUCCGUACCACCACAUACGAAACUGAAUCUGGUGAAGUGGAGACGGUACAAGAUUACACUAUGACCGGAGGUGACGUCACACAAGAAAGGAUGUCCAAUCAUCCAGCUUCCUCUAAAAGCCGGGAGGAACCUGCACCCAUCGAAAACGACGGAGGAGACUAUGUCUUUGUAAACUGCCACACGCUUACGAAAGGCCAGAUUUUUGGUUUACAAGAUAUAUGCUUCGAGAACCAGCCCGAUUUUAGUCUAGUCAGCAAUGGCGUAGAGGUGAUCAUGAUCAAUAAAAAGUUUUACACAGAAAAUAUGACCAAUAACCAACUCAUCAGAUUAAGAGAGCAUGUGUGGCCUUACCCCAGCUCCGAGGACCUACAGUCCACUCUGGACAACCACAUCCGGUGGGACUAUCACAAAAAGCUCAACAUGAAGAAGUCCCUCCGCGAUGUCCGGAUGAGGAACCUCCCCCCAAACGACUCCAGGGCCCACUUGAGUGUCCCGAAAGUGGGAGAGGAGAACAGCUACUGAGACGGGCCCUCCUGGAGAAAUGAAUUUAAGGGAUCGUUUACAUUGAACUACUGGUGGUUUUUAUUUGAUACGGUUCUAAAAAGAGACGAUGAUUGAAAAUUUGUUGAUUUGAGAAUUUAAAAGGUCAAUUUGUUAAUGGGAUAAGGUUAUAACUUUCAUACAUAAUAUUUCACCCUUGCUUAGAAAAAAAUUACACAAUGCAUUUUUUUUUCAAUAGACAAGUAUGCAAUUAUUUUUAUUCACGUAAUACAAUCCAUAUUUGUCAAGUAUUUCUGACUGCAAGGUACUUACAUGUUACUUACAUGUACAUGUACUAGUGUGUCAUUAUCAGCUUGUCGGUAUUCAGCUUCUUUUUAUAACAACUCUUUCUUUGAUGUGGGAACACGUUUAAACCAUUGUUUCAUAACGAAUUAUUCUAAGCUGUUGUUGCGUUUACAUGUACAUAUAUAUAUAUUUCCUUACAAUCUGGAUUAUUUCAGAUAUAUUAUAUCGUUUUAUCGUUUCAUUGUGCUUACUGUGCCAAAUGCUCAUGACUGUGAUGCUGUCCAUUUGCCUUCAAGAGAUUCAAAGAAUCUCGUUACCAUGGUAUUCAUGACGUCAUUAUGUGUUGAUUCUUACGAAAAGAGAAAACGGGUUGGAUUUUAUUGUUUUAAAAGAUGUACCAGAUGUAUAUCAAUUAAAGCUUUGAUUACACUUCAAAAAACUCUUCGCUCUUCAUAAGUUUUCAAAAAAAUAUGACUUUACAUAGAAAAUGUAAUCUUAUUUUAUUCUUCUUUUUUGUUUCCGGCAUGAAAUUUUGUAGAUUUUUCUUUUGACAAGUCAUUUCUAUAUAAAGCGGUU